CUUUUCUUUUCUUUUCUUUUUUUUUGUUUAAUAGAAAAUUAUACAUAAUGGAUACCAUUACACAAUUUAUUCUUGAUCCCAAGUAUCAUGAUAUACUUGCUAUUGUCAAAGGUCUUCGUAAUGGUAUUGUAUAUGGUGCUAAAGUACGAUUCCCUCAUGCCUUGGUAAUGACCUUUUUAUUUAAAUCUGGACCACUUAAGGAUAAAAUUCGAUACAUCUUCAAGGCUACUAAACAACAUGCAAAAAAUUUGGGUACUUUUGCUACCAUUUAUAAAACAUUGAUGUAUAUUCAAAAGAAAUUGAAUGGGAAUAAAGAAGCCGAUUAUCAUCCUUUUGUUGCUGGUCUUAUUGGUGGUUAUUAUGUUUUUGGUGAAAAUAACAAUAUCAAUCAACAGAUUGUUCUUUAUCUCUUCUCUAGAGUAGUCAUGGCUUUGGUCAAAUUACCAGUUAAACGUGAAAUCGUUGAUGCUCCUCAACAUACAUAUCCUAUUUUUGCUGCUGUUGUAUGGGGUGCUGUGAUGUGGUUAUUCAACAAGGAAGGUGAUACCCUACAACCCUCUCUUAGAGCUUCUAUGCAAUAUAUUUAUAAGGAUUCAAAUAAUUGGAAUUCUUUACGUACAUUACUUUGGCACAACAAAUAGAUUAGUCUAGACAACCUAUAUAUAAUGUAUUAUGAUGAUGAAAUAAAGAUGAUAUAAUUUAUAUGAUCAAAAUAAGGUUGAUCACAUAGAUACAGAAUCCUC
Messenger RNA from Halteromyces radiatus, 743 nucleotides. Its product is annotated as peroxisomal membrane protein 4. Gene Ontology annotation, cellular component: peroxisomal membrane. Bases 48 to 641 code for a protein of 197 amino acids. The record is from RefSeq and is a predicted model, not a curated record. Lineage: Eukaryota; Fungi; Mucoromycota; Mucoromycetes; Mucorales; Cunninghamellaceae. The transcript is spliced from 4 exons.